Molecule: messenger RNA, 6220 nt
Organism: Pygocentrus nattereri (red-bellied piranha)
Lineage: Eukaryota; Metazoa; Chordata; Actinopteri; Characiformes; Serrasalmidae
Gene: mcf2la
Product: mcf.2 cell line derived transforming sequence-like a
Exons: 32
Coding region: 1218-4856 (1212 amino acids)
Biological process (GO): intracellular signal transduction; positive regulation of Rho protein signal transduction
Cellular component (GO): cytoplasm; extrinsic component of membrane
Molecular function (GO): protein binding; guanyl-nucleotide exchange factor activity
Source: RefSeq, a predicted model, not a curated record
GUCCCGGCAAAUCGCCCACCCUCUCUUCCUCUCCUCAGCUCUGCGCUUCACUGCAAGCAAGGCUGUGUGUGUAUGUGUGUUUAAGACAUCGUGAGAACCGGGACACAGUCUUGAAGAUGCAUCUCGCCUCGGAAACGCAACCACUGGAUCUUAUCAGUUACCAUCUUCACAAAGAAGCAAAGUGAAGGGAACCCUGCUGUGCUGGUGGAACGAGCUCAGUUUUGACCAACUUCUCUUGCCUUCACUGGACUACUUAUCUAUUCUGAAUGUAAUGAAAAGAGAAGUGGGUACUUUGCUGUAUAUCUGUUUGCAGCUAGCUUAAAGUGGACCAGCUUGACUUGGACUAAUAUACUUCACCGCAAAGCAAAGUGAAGUAAAACCUGCUAUAUGCUACAAGACGAACUCAAUUUGUACCAGCUUCUCUUGCUUUGAUUGGACUACUUGCUUACCCUAAAUGCAAAUCACAGUGAAGGGAAUAUGCUGCUGUAAUCCUGUUUGGAACUUGAAUUGGAACAGCUUCUCUUGCCUCGACUUGAUUGAGACUGUUCACUUUCUCUUAAAGCAAAGCAAAGUGUGUUGGGAUGAGCUCAGUUUCUCUUGCCUACUUUUUAACACACAGUGAAGUGAAUAGUCCAUUGUACUGUGAUUCUCUUUGGAAUGAGCUCGAAUUGGACCAACUUCUCUUGCCUUGACUUGGACUAUUCACUUCCCCCUUAAAGCAAAGUGGAGAGAAAGCUGCACCAUACUCUAGGACCAGCCAAAUUUGGACAACCUUCUCUUGCUUAGAUUGUACAGCACAGCAUUGUGAAGCAGAUUUAUGUUGUAAUUGUAUGUUGAAAUCAGCUCGAACUGGACAAGCUUGUCCUGCCUUGAUGUGGACUACUCACUUACCCUUAAAGAAAAGUUAAGGGUAAGCUUCUGUAUUGUAUUGAAGAUUUCACCUUGACUUGGAUUACUCAUUUGCUCUAAAAGCAUAUCAAAGUAAGGGAAGGCAUCCACUAUACUGUAACUCUAUUUGGGAUGAGCUUGAAAGACCUUGUCUUGCCUUGGCUUGGACUUCUCAUUUUUCCGUAAAGUAGACCAGCUUACUUUAUCCGGAAUUGCUUUGGUCUGCUGGUUCUUUCUUGACCCAGGUUUCUCUAGGUGCAGUCCAGCUGGACUGGACUUGUAGUGGCCAGGCUUGUGUCCAGUUUGAGGUCAGUGGUACGGCAGGCAGAAUGUCUCUGCAGGAGCUGCUGCGGGAGGGCCAGGAGGCUCCUCAGCGGAUCUUUAACAGAGUCUCUCAGCUUCUUCACAGCCUGUCAGUGACUGUGUUGCAGGGAGGAAGCUUCAGCACCUACCAGCGCAGGAGCUCCUGGCGGGAGUGGAACGAUGAGAUCAUGCAGCAGGAGAGCAGUCCACUCUGUGCCGCAGACAUCGGCCCUGACCUCAGUAAAGGCUUUGCCUUCCUUUCAGGAGGUCGAGGGGAGAAUGGCAGCCCCAUCAUCAUCUUCCCAGAGUUCCCUGCGUUCAGUGAGCUGCAAGAGCAGGAGUUUCACAAUGUGCUGACAUACCUGACCAGCGUGCCCAGCCUCAGUGCAUCAGGAGUUGGCUUCAUCCUGGUCAUCGACCGAAGGCAAGACAGAUGGGCAUCGGUGAAGGGAACACUACUGCGCAUCGCGGGCUCAUUCCCAGGAAACCUCCAGCUGGUGUUGGUGUUGCGGCCCACCACCCUGCUCCAGCGCACACUGUCAGACUUCCUCUUUAAGUUCAGCAAGGAUGAGUUCAAAAUGAAGGUGCCGGUGAUCAUGCUUAGUUCAGUGACUGAGCUGCACAGCUACAUAGACCGCACCCAACUGACGCAGGAGCUGGGGGGCACACAGGAAUACUGCCACGAGAAAUGGAUUUCACACCGCACCGCCAUCGAAGGUUUUGCUCUGAUGGUGAAGAAGACGGCGCAGACUUUGCAGGCAUUUGGGACGGAGCUGGCUGAAACCGAGCUUCCCAAUGACGUCGAGGCCACAUCCAACCUGCUGACCACACACACAGAGAAAAAAGACAAGAUGAAGGAGGAUCUGAAGAUUGCUCUGAGUCAGGGAGGACGUUUGUUGGAGAGUAUUAAUGAGCCAUUUGUGUCGAAUCCAGACUACAACAUGAACCAUGAUGAGCUGGAGAACCUGGCUACUGUGCAGAGGCUGCUGGGUCAGUUAGAUGAGACAGAAACAGCAUUUGAUGAUUUCUGGGAGAGGCAUCAGACUAAGCUGGAGCAGUGUCUGCAGCUCCGACAUUUUGAACACAACUUCAGGGAGGUGCGAGCUCACUUGGAUCAGGUCGCUGAUAAGCUGUCUGGUUUCUCUGAGGUGGGCAUAAGCCCCGCCCAUGGCGAGCACAUCCUGAAAGAGCUGACCAAUCACGAAGAGAGAACUUGUGAGGUGCUGGACCGUGCACUGGCACUAGCCUCUGAUGCGGACAUUCUGAUUGAAAGCUCUCACUACGCUGUGGACUCAAUCCUGCCUAAAUGCUCAGAGCUCCGAGCUGUGUGCGAGGAGGUGGGAACUGUCCUAAAAGCCAAAAAAGCCCACCUGCUUAAAGCCAUGGAGCUCCACUCCAGUCUGGAGAAGGCCACUAAAUGGUGUGAAGAUGGAAUUUACCUUCUAGCAUCUCAGCCUGUUGAUAAGUGUCAGUCUCAGGAUGGGGCUGAGGCAGCGCUGCAGGAGAUCGAGCGCUACCUGGAUACAGCCAAUCAGCACAAGCUGACUGAUUUGAAUGGCAUCUGGAGGGACUAUGAGUCUGUACUGACGUCAGACUUCAGAGAGCAGGUGGAGCGGGUCUUCCAGAAGCAGCUCUCUAUGCAGGAGAUGUUUGAGAAGAGGAGGAUCAGCCUGAAGAAGCUAGCAGCCAAGCAGACGCGACCAGUGCAACCGGUCGCCCCGAGGCCCGAGGCCAUCAUCAAAUCUCCCCACUCAUCUCCUGCCCACAGGGAGAAGGACUCAUCACCUGACAUCAACAACAAAAAAGGAGACGCGCUCAUUCAGAAUGGCAGCAGGCCGCCGUCUCUGUCAGAAGAGGAGGAGAACCUUGCUGUACUUAGAAGGCAUGUAAUGAAUGAGCUGUUGGAGACAGAAAGAGCCUACGUGGAGGAGCUGCUGUGUGUACUACAGGGCUACGCUGAUGAGAUGGAUAAUCCCAGCAUGGCUCACCUCAUCCCCAUCACCCUCCACAACAAGAAGGAUGUUCUGUUCGGCAACAUGGCUGAGAUCUAUCAGUUCCACAACAAAACUUUCCUCCGGGAGCUUGAGGCCUACACAGAUUACCCCGAGCUGGUGGGCCGAUGCUUCUUAGAAAGGAUGACAGACCUUCAAAUUUAUGAGAAGUACUGUCAAAAUAAGCCACGCUCUGAGUCACUAUGGCGACAGUGCUCUGACUGUGCCUUCUUUCAGGAGUGCCAGAAGAAACUGGAGCAUAAACUGGGCUUGGACUCAUACCUGCUGAAACCUGUGCAGCGCAUCACCAAAUACCAGCUCCUCCUCAAAGAAUUAUUAAAGUACAGUAAAGGCUGCGAGGGUUCAGAGGACCUGCAGGAUGCGCUCUCCUCCAUCCUUGGCAUCCUCAAAGCUGUCAACGACUCAAUGCAUCUCAUUGCCAUCACUGGAUAUGAGGGGAACCUGAGUGAGCUGGGCAGGCUGCUGAUGCAGGGUUCAUUCAGCGUGUGGACAGAACAUAAGAAAGGUCACGCCAAGGUCAAGGACCUGGCACGCUUCAAACCAAUGCAGCGGCACCUGUUUCUGCAUGAGAAAGCACUGCUCUUCUGUAAGAAACGUGAAGAGAACGGCGAAGGUUACGAGAAAGCACCGUCCUACAGCUUCAAACACUCACUCAGUAUGAGUGCUGUAGGAAUCACAGAGAACGCCAAGGGAGACAACAAGAAAUUUGAGAUUUGGUGCAACUCUCGAGAAGAGGUCUACAUUGUGCAGGCACCCACAACAGAGAUCAAGACAGCGUGGGUGAACGAGAUUCGGAAAGUUCUGACUGGCCAGUUAAAAGCCUGCAGGGAGGCAAGUCAGCAGAAGACAUCCGAGCAGGUUUCUCCGCUGCCCAAUGCUGUGAUUAGCCUCAGCCCCUUUAAGACCAAUCAGAAGACUGUGAAGAAAGGGGAGGAGAAGAAGGUGGAGACUACAGUCCCAGACUCUGGCUUAGCACCUUCAUCAAAAAACACAGACAAAAUCAAAGAUGAGGCAGUAAUCAGUCCUUCCGCAGACAGGGCAGCGGUGGCUAAAAAGCGUUUUACACUGCAGGGCUUCAGCAACCUCAAGAGUCAGAAAGGAUCUCCCCCUAGUCCUGACCACAAAACCAAACGGCAUGAGAUUAAGAGUGAUCCCACACCAUUUGGCUUCAGAGACGCAGGUCCCCACGUCACCCUCAGCAGAGUCAAAUGGCUGAGCACUUCUAGUCUCUUACAGGCUAAGCGGAGAGGGUUCAAUAAGGCCUCUCUCUCCAUGGAUGCCUCAGAGGAGAACGACGGCUACUCCAGCGCAGAGGACCCUCUGAACUCUGACCCUGAGGAUGAGGGCAAGAAACUGUCUCCAGGCAGGUACGUGGUGGUGGCCGAUUAUGAUAAAGGAGGAGCUCAGGACCUCUCAGUGAAGAGUGGAGACAUGGUGCAGCUUGUCCGAGAGGGCAGUGACGGACAGUGGUUUGUGCGUAACCUGAAGAACAGUAAGGAGGGCUGGAUGCCUGCUGCUAAUCUACUCACUCUAAUUGGAGAGUCCAAGUCCUCACAAUCUCUCACCAGCUCAGAAGGUAGCGGGUCAGGCAAUUUGAGCACUUCUUCCAGCUGCAGUGAAACCUACACCAGCUUUUCGGACAUCAAACCAUGAGGCUUCACUCUGGCUCUGACCUGCCUCUACAGCCCAGCCUUGUGGCAGCUCCUACACAUUGCACUUUCUGCUGAGACAGCUCCUCCAUGUACUGUACUUAGAGCCACAACUUAAACCAUAUCUAUUUAAUGCACGGCUUCAUUCUCACCUCUUACCUACACCUUUUGGUGUUGCAGAAGAGAGAUAGAAGAAGCCGGGCUUGCCCUUUUUCCCCCAAAUAUAAUAUUUGAGUAAGUGAUGGCAUUAUCACCUUCUGUAAUGGCCUGAUACAUUUCAUUUUAAGAGAAUACACCCUCUGCCCUAAGUAAAUUCAGUCUGUCUUAGUUUUAAUUGAAAGCAGGGCGCAUAGGAGCCUAAGCAUGUGAAAAUCAGCUUGUACAGGCUCCUGUUGCCUCUGUGUUUCAAUGGGCUUUGGUUACAACAGAAAAAAAAUCCACUAAACUGAAAGCUGUAAGCAUUGCACUUCCGCUUGGUUUUAUUGGUAUUAAACCUGAGAAAAUUCAAAACUCUUUGGAAUGUCCUAUUUUCAGGAAUGGCCCACUUUUCUUACUCGUCGACAUUGUAGAAGAAAACCUGAAUGGAGCGUUAUGUAAUAUGGAUAAAGAUUUUUGGAAUCAUGCCUGGUUUCUUGCUAUCGAAACAACUGUGAAAGUCCCAUCCCUCUCCCUGUAUGUGUUAAUCCUAAACAGCUGUAUAUUUUAGAUGAUUUCCUGUAUGAUAAAGAUUUGUACAGAUAUUAUAACUUUUACCUCAUUUUUCAUUAAAAUAACAGUGUAUGUAUUGUACAUUAAAUCAUGUUUUCCAUGAAUUGUGUUUUGUCAUUGUAUCUGGAGCUCAUUCUAAUUUCCGUGGUCUGCUUUACUUAAUUUUUUAUUUUCAUUUUUAAAGAUUUUACUCUUGCGUUAUAUUGUACUAUCACGUAUGACUGAAUCAAGAUGUGAAAUCAAAGGCCAGAAAUUUAUGGGUUAUGUAUUCACACAGUAACUUCUACUCAAAGAACCUGAAGAUUAUCACAAAAAUCAGUUUAUCAUAGAGCUCUUGCACAAACUCUGCCAGUCAGGACAGAAAAGUAUCUUUAGGCCUGAAUAACAUUUGCUAUGAAUUUGUAUUUUUUUGCCCCCUGUAUGUUGUAUGGUAAACAGCAAAUGUUUGAUGAUUUGAAUUGACAGAAUCUACUGUAUGUUUCAAACUUGAGGCAUUCUACACGGCACUUUGCCCUUUGUCUUUCUCAAUUUUCAUACGCCAUUGUUGAUAUGAAGGUAUAUGUGACUGCUAUCUGUGUAUAUGUGUACAUAUGUAUUUAAGAGGUUGUAUGAGUUGUAUGAAUUCAGAGAAAUUAAGCUUGAAUAAAGUUCACAAAAACA